Messenger RNA from Zingiber officinale, 881 nucleotides. Its product is annotated as protein MIZU-KUSSEI 1-like. Lineage: Eukaryota; Viridiplantae; Streptophyta; Magnoliopsida; Zingiberales; Zingiberaceae. The coding region runs from base 49 to 783 and encodes 244 amino acids. Gene Ontology annotation, biological process: hydrotropism. The transcript has a single exon. The record is from RefSeq and is a predicted model, not a curated record.
GCCCAUAAAAAGGGCAGUAGCUGCUUGCUUUGCUUAAUCAUCGCCCAAAUGAGGAGCAUUCUGGCAAGAAGCCCCCACGAGUCCUCCUCUUCCUCCUUCUCCUUCUCCAGGAGGCACAGCUACUGGCAGAUCCAAAAGCUUGGAGGAGAAGAGCAAGAGCCGGAGGAGGAGGAAGAGAUCCUCUGUUUCGACCGCCGCGACGGGAUGGAGAAACAGAGAGAGUUUAGUUUCUCUUUCUCGAGGUUCCGGUCGGCGGUGUUCGGCCGGCGCAAUGAGCCGGGCCUCGGCCGGCAGGUGACGGGGACGCUGUUCGGGCGCCUGGGCGGCCGCAUGCAUUUCGCGGUGCAGGGGGGCCCGGGCGCGCGGCCAGCGCUGCUGGUCGACCUGGGGGCGUCGACGGCGGCGCUGGUACGGGAGAUGGAGUCGGGGCUGGUGAGGAUCGCGCUGGAGUGCGAGCGGCCGCCGCCGACGCCGCGGAGGCGGCUGACGGAGGAGCCGCGGUGGCGGGCGUACUGCAACGGGAAGAAGUGCGGGGAGGCGGUGCGGAGGGAGUGCGGAAGGGAGGAGUGGCGGGUGCUGGGGGCGGUGGAGCGGGUGACGAUGGGCGCCGGGGUGCUGCCGGCGGCCGACGGGGAGGUGAUGUACAUGAGGGCGAGGUUCGAGCGGGUGGUGGUGUCGAAGGACUACGAAGCCUACUUCGUCAUCAAUCCGGACAACCACCGAGGACCGGAGCUAACCAUCUACUUGCUUAGGAACUUAAUUAAUACUAAUAAGAUUGCUUAGGAACUUAGAUUAACACUAAUAAAAUAUCUGCUGUGUUGUUUGUAAUGAUGCUUGGAUUACUCCAAUACUCUUUGAAUCCACACUACUAGUUCGAUUCA